AAAUCACGACCUAGUGGGAGGAGUGCAGGAGGGAGGGGGCGGAGCAAGGUUGGCUCGUUCGAAAAGGAAGCGUCAUAUGUUUAGGUUCCCGCGUGCAGGCGGCCGGGUGUCACGUGAGGGGCCAAAAUGGCGGUCUCAACGGAAGGCACAGACUUGGAAGCCUCCCUGCUGAGCUUUGAAAAGUUGGACCGGGCUUCACCGGACCUCUGGCCUGAACAAUUACCAGGUGUUGCUGAAUUUGCAGCUUCUUUUAAAAGUCCCAUCACCAGUUCUCCUCCCAAAUGGAUGGCUGAAUUAGAAAAUGAUGAUAUUGACAUGUUAAAAGAGUUGGGGAGUCUUACCACAGCUAAUCUAAUGGAGAAAGUGAGAGGUCUGCAGAAUCUAGCAUACCAACUGGGACUAGACGAAUGUUCAACAGCACAGCCUAUUCCUACGCAGUCUACUGAAGCCCAUGGUGGUCCAAUCUGCUUUGAGUACCCAAGAGAAAUGACUCGAGGGAAAUUUCUGAACAUCCUGGAAAAACCCAAAAAGUAGCUGAAUAUGGAGUUUGGAAAGAAAUACACCUGGCUGCUGGAAGACGACCAGAAUUUCCCCAAAUGCCUGAUGCUUACAGAAAUGCUCUCUUGCCUCACCUCUUUUCUGAAGAGACACAUCCAGGUUAUUUUGGCAAGGACAGACAACAGUUCCCCAGCAGAACAAUUUGACCUGCCUGCCUCUUUACUACCCCUACACGUUUUGCUAGAAUAAUUUUAUGCCAGUCGUGUCCAAAUGGAUACAUUCAUUCAUCCGCAAUUGGCAACAGCAUAUUUUUUAAAAUAAAAGCAGAGUUGCUUUUUA
Messenger RNA from Podarcis raffonei (Aeolian wall lizard), 837 nucleotides. It is a transcript of the gene LIN52, whose product is annotated as lin-52 DREAM MuvB core complex component. Gene Ontology annotation, cellular component: DRM complex. The record is from RefSeq and is a predicted model, not a curated record. The transcript is spliced from 7 exons. Gene Ontology annotation, biological process: regulation of DNA-templated transcription. NCBI's taxonomy places the organism in Eukaryota, Metazoa, Chordata, Lepidosauria, Squamata, Lacertidae. Bases 127 to 534 code for a protein of 135 amino acids.